Molecule: messenger RNA, 192 nt
Organism: Nematocida ausubeli
Lineage: Eukaryota; Fungi; Microsporidia
Exons: 1
Coding region: 1-192 (63 amino acids)
Source: RefSeq, a predicted model, not a curated record
AUGCUGCAAGAGGCAAAUGGUAAUAAAGCUGUAUGCUUUGAAGAAAAAAAUAAUAAAUUGAACACAGAAUAUGAGAAGGCAGAAGAUAUAACCAGAAACAAAACCCUUCAAGAUAAGUUAAAAGAAGCAAUUUAUAUGAAGGAAGAAAUAGAAAACCUUUUAAAAAAUAUAACAAUCAGAUAUGUCUAUUAA